AUGAAAAACAAGACCCAGGAAGGUCUGGAAGUUCCAUUAAACAUUCGUGAAGGUAGAGUUACAGAUACUUCUAUUCAAAUUCUUUGGGACCGAGUUGAUGGAAAUUUUCAGCAUUAUGAGAUUACAUGCACAAACUGUGCAGAUGCUGUCAUGGUCCAAAAGGUAAUUCAAGAAAAUGCAAUAUUCUCCAACCUGGCUCCAGCCACAAUCUACAAUUUUUCCAUUAGAACGGAAAAAGAAGGAUUUAAAGAUAGCAUUCCAAGGAUAAAAGAAAUACAGACAGCACCUAGUGCAGUUGAACACAUGAAUCACAGCAGAGACUCAAUAUCAAUAACGGUAACCUGGCUUCCAGCUAAAAGUAUACUCGAUGGAUAUAUUAUAUCAAUAGCCAGUGAAGGUUUCAUGAAAGAAGAAAUAUUAUAUUCUACUGAGAGUAUGUUCAAAUUUAAUGGCCUUGCCCCAGGGACUGAUUUUUUAAUUAGUAUUGUGACUACCAAUGGACUAAAGAAGAGCCAGCCUACUAUCCUUCGGGCUAGCACUUUUCCAGAUCCUCCUUCAGACUUUCAAGUUUUUGGAGAGGAAGAGAACACAAUCUAUUUGUCUUGGAAACUUCCACAAGGUGGCUUUGACAAAUUUCAGAUCUUGUAUCAUGUGACAACUAAAAGGGAAAUUUUAUUUAAACUAAUUGCUUAUGGAAGCAGAGCUAAAGUGAAAAAUCUGACCCCUGGAGUAGAAUAUAUUUUUCAGAUGAAGACAGUUAGAGGCAUGGAUUAUAGUGAAUCUGUUGAGAAGAAGGUUAUUACAAAACCAGCUGGCAUAUGUGGCUUAGCCUUAAAAGCUGUGAAUACUUCUGCUGCAACGUUAAUGUGGAAUCCAACAAAGACCAACUUCACCCACUACAAGAUUUGUUUAGCAAAUAAUACAUUUGCUAAUGAAUAUUACAUUUUUGGAACCAUGACUGACCAUACAGUUACAGAUCUGACUCCUGGUGGCACUUACAACAUCACAGUACAGAGAGUAAGAGGUGACAUUGAAGGAUAUAGCUCAUUUAUCCAGGUGGUUGCAGAACCUGAAAGACCAGAAAAACUGAAAGCCUUCAAUAUUUCAACACACUCCUUUUCUUUGCACUGGAGAAUGCCUUCUGGACAUGUGGAAAGGUAUCAUGUGGUUCUUGUUCCUGAUGGUGGCGUUGUUGCAAUCAGAGAUCUUGGCCAUGGGGAGUAUCAGGUUGAUGUCUCAAAUGCUGUUCCUGGGACAAGGUACAAUGUAACCAUUUCUUCAGUUUCUGCUACUACAUUUGGCACACCUGUUAGUAAAAUGGUGACAACAAAUGUGACCAAUCCAGGGCCUCCCGUGUUCCUUGCAGGUGAAAGAGUAGGAUCUGCUGGAAUCCUUCUUUCUUGGAAUACGCCACCAAAACCAAAUGGAAGGAUUAAAUCAUACAUCGUUAAAUAUAAGGAAGUUUGCCCAUGGAUGCAAACCACUUAUACACAAGUUAGAGCAAAACCAGAUAGUUUGGAAGUGCUUCUUACUAAUCUUAAUCCUGGAACAACUUAUGAAAUAAAGGUGGCUGCUGAAAACAGUGCUGGUAUUGGGAUAUUUAGUGAACCCUUUCUCUUCCAAACUGCAGAAAGUGCUCCAGGCAAAGUGGUGAAUCUUACUGUGGAGACCUUCAAUUAUUCAGCAGUCAAUUUAAUUUGGUAUUUGCCUCGGCAACCAAAUGGUAAAAUUACCAGCUUCAAGAUUAGUGUCAAGCAUGCAAGAAGUGGAAUCAUAGUGAAAGAUGUCUCAAUUAAAGUUGAGGAUCUUCUGUCAGGGAAGUUGCCAGAGUGUAAUGAAAAUAGUGAAUCUUUUUUAUGGAGUACAACCAGACCUUCACCAACAUCUGGUAGAGCCACAUCACCUCCUAGGAUCACGUAUAUACCCAGUGCCCUGGCAAUGAGUCGAAAAAGUUCGGUGUGGAAUGAGCCUAUCAGUUUUGUAGUAACCCACUUGAGGCCAUACACCACAUAUCUGUUUGAAGUCUCUGCAGUUACUACAGAAGCAGGCUACAUUGAUAGCACCAUCGUCAGAACUCCAGAAUCAGUGCCUGAGGAUCCACCUCGGAAUUUGGCAACAGGAAACAUCACAGAAAAUUCUUUUUCCAUUUCCUGGGAUCCACCAAGUAUAGUAACAGGAAAAUUUAGUUAUAGAGUUGAACUGUAUGGACCAGCUGGUCGUAUUUUGGAUAAUAGCACAAAAGACCUUAAGUUCACAUUUACUAAUCUGACACCAUAUACAACAUAUUAUGCAUAUAUUGGUGCUGAGACCAGUGCAGGAAUUGGACCCAAGUCAAAUCUUUCCAUUUUCACUCCUCCAGAUGUUCCAAGUGCAGUAUUUGACUUACAACUUUUAGAAGUUGAAGCCACACUAAUAAGCAUUACUUGGAAGAAACCACGACAACCCAAUGGAAUCAUUAGUCAAUAUAGGGUACAAGUGUUCAUUUCCGAGACAGGAAUUAUUUUGGAAGAUACGUUGCUUACAGGAAAAGAUGAGGUACUGACUUUUAUUUAUUUGUUUUUGAUUAUUUGGACUAUAUUUAAUGUAGCUUUUGACAGCCCAGACUCACUUAUGAGUGACUCCAUGACUCCAGAAACUGAAGCUCUAAUAAAUGAAGUGACUGCCUCCUAUGAAGGCUCAGCAGAGAUGUUUUCCAACAUGGCAGCAGAAUCUCCAGUUCUCUUUUCCAGUCUUUCUCAAAGUAGUAUUCCCCAAACAAAUGGAAAUGAUGAACUUUAUUCAACAACUGGAACAAGUGAUCCGUAUUUCACUGACAUUUCAGCGGAACAGCUGUCUUAUGUUGUAAAGAGGCUUGCACCUUUCACCGAAUAUAGGAUCAGUGUGUCUGCUUUCACAAUUAUGGGAGAAGGACCACCAACUGUUCUCAAUGCCAGGACAAGUGAGCAAGUGCCAAGCUCCAUACAAUCUAUAAACUAUAAAAACAUUAGCUCAUCAUCUAUUUUGCUAUAUUGGGAUCCACCAGAAUAUCCCAAUGGAAAAAUAACUCAUUAUACAAUUUAUGCCAUGGAACUGGAUACAAACAGAGCAUUCCAGAUGACUACUCUAGAUAACAGCUUUCUUAUCACAGGUUUGAAGAAAUAUACAAAGUAUAAAAUGAGAGUGGCUGCUUCAACCAGUAUUGGGGAGAGUUCUUUGUCUGAAGAAAAUGAUAUUUUUGUGCGAACCCCAGAAGAUGAGCCAGAAUCACCACCCCAAGGUGUUGAGGUUAUAGAUGUGACUUCUACAGAAAUAAAACUAAAGUGGUUGCCCCCAGAAAAACCUAAUGGAAUUAUCAUCUCCUAUGAAGUCAUUUAUAGAAAUGCAAACCAUUUGUUCUUUAAAAACUCUUCAACAACAAAUAUCAUUCUGAGCAACUUAAAACCUUAUACCCUUUACAAUAUUUCUGUAAGAUCUUAUACUAGAAUUGGUCAUGGCAAUCAAUUAUCAUCUUUGCUGUCUGUGAGAACUUCAGAAACUGUUCCUGACAGUGCACCUGAAAAUAUCACCUAUCGCAAUAUUUCAUCUGGAGAAAUUGAGCUCUCAUUUCUUCCUCCAAUAAUUCCCAAUGGGAUCAUACAGAAAUAUACCAUCUAUCUCAGAAGGAAUAAUGAAAAUGAAGAAAGGACUAUAAAUACAACAAAGCUGUCACAGAAUAUUAGAGGACUGAAGAAAUAUACUCAUUAUACAAUUGAAGUUUCUGCAAGUACUCUUAAAGGAGAAGGUGUCCGAAGUAUGCCUGUAAUGAUACUGACUGAAGAAGAUGCUCCUGGUUCUCCUCCACGAGAUUUCUCAGUAAAACAGUUGUCUGGUGUCACGGUGAAGUUGUCAUGGCAACCACCCCUGGAGCCAAAUGGAAUUAUCCUCUAUUACACAGUUUAUGUCUGGGAUAAAUCAUCCCUAAAAACUAUUAAUGUAACUGAAACAUCACUGGAAUAUGCAGAUUUGGAAAAUAAUAUUAAAUACAAUGCUUAUGUCACAGCAAGCACAAGAUUUGGUGAUGGAAAAAUUAAAAGUAACCUCAUUAGCUUUAGGACGCCAGAGGGAGCACCCAGUGAUCCACCAAAAGAUGUCCAUUAUGCAAACCUCACUUCCUCAUCAAUAAUUCUUUUUUGGAAUCCUCCUUCAAAGCCCAAUGGGAUUAUACAGUAUUACUCUGUUUAUUAUCAAAAUAAUUCAGGUACUUUUAUGCAGAAUUUUACUCUGCAUGACAUAGUCAGUUUCUCUGACAAUAUGACAAUAUCUGCAGUAAUAGAAAAUUUGGCAAUAUUCAGCUACUAUGUAUUUUGGGUGACAGCAAGUACUUCAAUAGGAAAUGGAAACAAAACCAGUGACGCAAUUCAAGUAUACACAGAUCAAGACAUACCAGAAGGGCUCGUUGAAAACCUGACUUAUGAAACUCUUUCUUCAACUGCAAUAAAUGUCAGCUGGUUCCCACCAUCUCAGCCAAAUGGUUUAGUCUUCUACUAUGUUUCAUUGAGCUUACAAGAAAACGCACAUAGAACAAGACCACCUCUGAAAACUUACGAGAGAAGCCUGGUUUUUGACAAUUUGAAAAAAUACACUGAUUAUAUAUUAAAAAUCACUCCAGCAACAGAAAAGGGAUUCUCUGAUUUGUAUACAGCCCAACUACAUCUCAAAACUGAAGAAGAUGUUCCAGAUUCUUCACCAGUAAUCAACACUUUUAAAAACCUUUCUUCUACCUCAGUUUUUUUAUCCUGGGAUCCCCCAGUACAGCCAAAUGGUGCUAUAAUAAGUUAUGAUUUAACUUUAGAUGGUGUAAAUGAAAGCUAUUCUUUUACUACUUCUGACAACUCUAUCAUACUGGACGAGCUCUCACCAUUUACACUCUAUAGUUUUUUUGCUGCUGCAAGAACUAGAAAAGGACUUGGUCCUUCUUCUACACUCUUUUUUUACACAGAUGAAGCAGCACCACUAGCACCACCGCAGAAUUUGACUAUAAUCAAUUAUACUUCUGACUCAGUAUGGUUAACAUGGAACCCAAGUCCUCUUCCAAGUGGUGUUGUUAAAGUUUAUAAUAUUAAAAUUCAUGAAAAUGGAACAGAUACUGUAUUUUAUCAGAACAUAUCGGGUUUUCAAACUGAAGCUAAAAUUGUUGGAUUGGAACCUAUCACUGCCUAUUCAGUUAGUGUAUCAGCAUUUACAAGAGUUGGAAAUGGCAAUCAUUUCAGUAAUAUUGUACUAUUCACAACCCAAGAAUCAGUUCCAGAUGUUGUUCAGAAUGUGCAUUGUACUGCCACUAGUUGGCAGUCAAUUCUACUCAAGUGGGAUCCCCCUAAAAAGGCGAAUGGAAUAAUUACACAUUAUAUCAUAACAACUGAAAGGAAUUCUACAAAAAUAGCUUCACAAGAGCAUAUGCAUAAUUUUAAAGAACUUCUUUCAAAUACUUCUUAUGUGUUUAAAAUACAAGCCUCUACAUCUGCUGGGGAAGGAAAAGAGGAAAUAUGCAAUGCUAGUACAUUACAUGAAACAGUUCCCAGUGCUCCCAGAAAUGUUACUUUAUCUGAUAUCCAAUCAACUAGUGUAACUUUGACGUGGAUUAUACCAGAUGCUAUUCUUGGCUACUUUAGAAACUACAAGAUUACGAUCCAGUUAAGAUCUCCACAGUGCAUUGACUGGGAUUCUGAGGAGUGCAUCGAACAAAGCCAAAAUCACUACCUGUAUGAACCUGACCUUCUUGAAGAAACCAUACAUGGAUUGAAGAAAUUCCGAUGGUAUCGAUUUCAGGUAGCUGCUAGCACCAAUGCUGGCUAUGGCAAUACUUCAAAUUGGAUUUCCACAAAAACUCUCCCUGGUCCUCCAGAUGAUCCUCCUGAAAAUGUAAAUGUCAUAGCUACCUCACCUUAUAGUAUUAAUAUCAGUUGGAAUGAACCUAUUGCUAUCACUGGACCAACUUUCUACCUUAUAGACAUUAAGUCGGUAGAUAGUGAUGAAUAUAAUGUUUCUUUCAUCAAAGCAAAUGAGGAAAAUAAAACCAUAGAGAUUACGGAUUUAAAAGUAUUUACAAGGUAUUCUGUAGUAAUCACUGCAUUUACUGGAAACCUCAGUUCAGCCCAUAUAGAUGGCAAGGCAAGUGCUCAAGUCAUCGUGACCACAUUAGAAUCAGCACCUAAAGAUCCACCAAACAACAUGACAUUUCAGAAGAUUCCUGAUGAAGUCACAAAAUUCCAGCUAACUUUCCUUCCACCAUCUGAACCAAAUGGAAAUAUCCGAGUCUAUCAAGCUUUGGUGUACAGAGAAGACGAUCCCACUGUCUUUCAGAUACACAAUCUGAGUAUCAUUCAGAAAACAGACACAUCAGUCAUUGCAAUGUUAGAAGGAUUAAAAGGAGGCCACACGUAUAAUAUAAGUGUGUAUGCUGUCAAUGGUGCUGGAGCAGGGCCUAAAGCUCAGAUGAGAAUAACAAUGGAUAUUAAAGCACCAGCAAGACCAAAAAAUAAGCCAAUCCCAGUCUAUGAUUCCACUGGAACUGUGCUUGUUACUUCAAAAACCAUUACAAUCAGAAUGCCAAUAUGUUAUUAUAAUGAUGAUCAUGGACCCAUCAAAAAUGUUCAAGUGCUGGUUUCAGAAGCAGGAGCUCAACAUGAUGUAAAUAUCACAAAGUGGUAUGAUGCAUAUUACAAGAAAGCGAGGCCAUAUUUUGCAAAUGAAGGUUUUCCCAAUCCACCCUGCACAGAUGAAAAACUACAACUUAGCAGCCAUGAUGAUGUAUAUGUCAUAGGUGCUGAUAAUACGUGUAUGAUACCAGGCAAUGAAGACAAAAUUUGCAAUGGUCCCCUGAAACCAAGAAAGCAAUAUGUAUUUAAGUUUAGAGCAACAAAUAUCAUGGGACAAUUUACUGACUCUGAUUAUUCUGACCCAGUAAAGACAUUAGGUGAAGGACUGUCAGAAAGAACUGUAGAAAUCAUUCUCUCUGUUACCUUGUGUAUCCUCUCUAUAAUUCUUCUGGUGGCUGCUAUUUUUGCAUUUGCAAGAAUUCGACAGAAACAGAAAGAGGGGGGCACAUACUCUCCGCGGGAUGCAGAAAUUAUUGACACCAAAUUCAAGCUGGAUCAGUUUAUCACAGUGGCAGACCUGGAGCUGAAGGAUGAGAGAUUAACUCGGCCAAUAAGCAAGAAAGCCUUCCUGCAACAUGUCGAAGAGCUCUGUACAAACAACAACCUAAAGUUUGAAGAAGAAUUUUCGGAGCUCCCUAAAUUCCUCCAGGAUCUUUCUUCUACUGAUGCUGACCUGCCUUGGAAUAGGGCAAAAAACCGCUUCCCAAACAUAAAACCAUAUAAUAACAACAGAGUGAAAUUAAUAGCAGAUGCCAGUGUACCAGGAUCUGAUUACAUCAAUGCCAGUUAUGUGUCUGGCUAUCUAUGUCCAAAUGAAUUUAUUGCUACUCAAGGACCAUUACCUGGAACAGUAGGGGAUUUUUGGCGAAUGGUCUGGGAAACCAGAGCAAAAACUUUAGUGAUGCUGACACAAUGUUUUGAAAAAGGACGAAUCCGAUGCCAUCAAUAUUGGCCAGAAGACAACAAGCCAGUGACUGUAUUUGGAGAUAUAGUGAUUACCAAAGUAUUAGAAGACAUUCAGAUUGAUUGGACCAUCAGAGAUCUGAAAAUUGAAAGACAUGGAGAUUGUAUGACGGUUCGACAGUGUAACUUUACUGCUUGGCCUGAACAUGGAGUUCCUGAAAAUAGUGCACCAUUAAUUCACUUUGUGAAAUUAAUUCGAGCAAACAGAGCCCAUGACACCACACCAAUGGUUGUUCAUUGCAGUGCUGGAGUUGGAAGAACUGGAGUUUUUAUUGCUCUGGACCACUUAACACAACAUAUAAAUGACCAUGACUUUGUGGAUAUAUACGGACUUGUAGCAGAACUGAGAAGUGAGAGAAUGUGCAUGGUGCAGAAUCUGGCACAAUACAUUUUUUUGCACCAGUGCAUUUUGGAUCUAUUAUCAAGUAAGGGAAGUCAUCAACCCAUCUGUUUUGUGAAUUAUUCAGCCCUUCAGAAGAUGGACUCUUUGGAUGCCAUGGAAGGUGAUGUUGAACUUGAAUGGGAAGAAACCACCAUGUAAACACUAUGACAAAAGAUUACAACCAGAGGAUUUUUUUUAAGCCCAGGGGCCAAAUGUAUUCCCCUAUUAACCUGAAUAAAAAUUCACAAUCUUGAAAACAAUCCUUUAAAAAAAAUCAAAAUUGUCAUAAAUUGUUACAAAAAACUGACAAAUGUUUUGUAAGAGAAUCUGGAUAACACAGUUUCUUCAUUUAAAAAAAUGCACAGAAUUACAAAUCUGCCUUUAAAACAAAUGUGAAUUCUGAGACAUCCCAGAGUAUAUUGCAGAUCCACACAUUGUUUUUUUUCCUAAAUGGGCCAAAUAUAAUGUGAAGUUAUCAUCCCCUUAACAUGAAUGCUUCACUGUGAAUUCUCCCUGAUUUUAAGUCAGUGCUGUAAAUGUUGAUGCAGUGGUGGCCUUUUGGCCUUCUGAGUGUUGACAUUUCUUGUGGAUUACUUCCAGAACUGUCAUGAUGAUCUCUGUCUCAAUGUAUGUUCCUGGGUUUUGAAUCUUCUAUUUUAUGAGUGCUGGGAUAUCAACUCAUGAUCCUGAACAGCUGAACAGUCACCCCAUGACACUGCAGGAAUUAUUCAGCUUUUAUACAACACACAGUAGCUCUUUAGGGACACUUAGGGCUAUUUAAGCUUCUUUGUGAUUCCCAGUUUAAAAAAAAAAUAGAAGAAAACAAAGAAAUGAAGAGAGAAAAUGAUUCAUUGAACUAUAUAAAAAACUAAAGUAUCUAUCCCUCAAACUAGGCAGUUUCUGGAACCGUACCAUCAAAUAUGUUUCAUUCUAUUUUAAAGUACAAUGUAGAGUGCGUUUAUCUAAAUGUUGUAUCUUAGAAAUAGACUAAUCUGAUUAUUUUGUAUUUUUGGAGAAUUCCUGUACCUGCUAAUACUACUUAAAAAACAACAAACAAACAAAAAAGAACAAUGGUAGGGUGAUUCCAACUUGUAAAUUAAUGAUGUAGAUUAAACAGUCUAUUGUACUACUAUGGUGCCAACAGGGUCUUAAAAUCAGUUUGAAUAGCUUGGUUCAAAUUUCAUUUUCUAGUAUUGAUUCAUGGUGUGUGUGUGGGGUGAUGUUCUAUGUUAUACCUAGAAAUGAAGAACUGGAACCCAACAGCAAACCAUAAAGAGAUUUAGAAAGAAAACUUCUGUCUCUAUGUUCUCAGUUUAUUAAGAAAUAGGAAAAAAUGUAAUAAUUAGAUUUUGAACUUAAGUAUAGUGUUAUUAGUAUGCAUAUAUUUCACUUGAAUAUUUAAAGCAAAUAGUAUUGGCCUGUCUAAAUUCCUAAUGCUACUUAAAGAACUCCCACAUAAAUAUUUGUUGGUUAACCUAUUCAUAUAAUUUCUUUAUGCAAAUGACAGUCCGAUGAAAGAAGUUUGCUACUGUGGUAAGACCCUAAAUAUUUUUGAAAAUGUUAAUACAACUAAUAUUGUUUUCACAUGUGCUUUAAUAUAUAUAUACAUAUAUAAAUAUAUAUAACUAUUUGAUGACUAAUAAAUAUAUUUUGUGAUUUGGAUUACUUUUUUGCAA
This is a messenger RNA of Antechinus flavipes (yellow-footed antechinus), 9635 nucleotides long. RefSeq names its product protein tyrosine phosphatase receptor type Q (gene PTPRQ). The transcript is spliced from 53 exons. Bases 1 to 8118 code for a protein of 2705 amino acids. Gene Ontology annotation, biological process: protein dephosphorylation. Gene Ontology annotation, molecular function: protein binding; protein tyrosine phosphatase activity. The record is from RefSeq and is a predicted model, not a curated record. NCBI's taxonomy places the organism in Eukaryota, Metazoa, Chordata, Mammalia, Dasyuromorphia, Dasyuridae.